AUGGAGCGUGUGAUGCAGCUGGCGUCGGAGCGAGCGGUGGUGGUGUUCACGCUGAGCAGCUGCUCCAUGUGCCACACGGUGACGCGGAUGAUGGCGGACCUGGGCGUGAACGCGCUGGUGCACGAGCUGGACAGCGACCCCAGGGGCAAGGACAUGGAGCGCGCCCUGCACAAGAUGCUGGGCGGCAGGGGCUCCGCCGUGCCCGCCGUCUUCAUCGGCGGCAAGCUCGUCGGCGGCACCAACAGGGUCAUGUCGCUCCACCUCACCGGCGAGCUCAUGCCCAUGCUCAUGAACGCCGGCGCGGUCUUGGUUUAG
Miscanthus lutarioriparius is the source of this 315-nucleotide messenger RNA. The record is from the annotation of a GenBank genome assembly. Lineage: Eukaryota; Viridiplantae; Streptophyta; Magnoliopsida; Poales; Poaceae.